AUGGUUUCAGGAUUAAGUACCCAGAGUUUUCAAUAUCAAGGGGAUAGAAGUAAAUGGGGUGUGCGUUUAGUAUGUAAAGUACGACAGUGUUCUGAAUGUCAGGGGGACACAAAAUUCUACUGUUACACGUGUAAACAUGAUCUGUGUCUACAGUGUAAAGAGGAACAUGCUAUUGAUCUAGAUACCGUAUACCACGAUGUUGUGAUUUACAGUGAGAAAAAUAAAUACAUAUCAAAACAAGAUACAUGUGCGAGACAUCCAAAAAAAAUCUGUACAAUGUUUUGUCACUCAUGUAAACUUCCUGUUUGUUCCCAUUGUAAAGAACACAAAUAUCACCAAAUUCAUGUAAAGGACAUAAGAAAAACAUGUCAAGAAAAAGGUCAUCAACACAGAAAAAUCCUUAACAACAUCAGAAGUGAGGCUUUAUUUUACAGUUGUAUUCUUCUGAAAGAUAUCAGAAUUGAUAUGAAAAUCCUUAACACAGAAAUCUUCAAACUUCGAUCAGAGAUGCCAAGAAAAGCUCAGAAACUAAAGGAUUGCAUCGACGCUGCAAUAUUUGAUAUUGAAAUCGGAUUAACAAUUAAUAAAUUACAAAAACAGAAGAGAAAAAUUAGUAGAAAACGUAUCAUUUUUGAGAACUAUGAACAAACAUGUGAACAAUCAGCAAGUAGACCAGUACAAUUCCUUUUGUACCAAAAGAAUGUCCGUAUCCCCAAGAUAAAUAACUUGACACAUUCCUCUCCGUCCUUCUUCACUGAGAAAAUCAACCUGGAAGAAGUGAUUAAGACUUUGAGUGAAAUCAAAUUUCUAGAGACAGGGAAAAAACAAGUAAGAAAUGAAUGUUUUCUUAAACUGCAAACCCAAGUUACACAGAUCUAUAACAGUGGACAUGGUAAAAGACUUUAG
Saccostrea cuccullata (small rock oyster) is the source of this 906-nucleotide messenger RNA. RefSeq names its product E3 ubiquitin-protein ligase TRIM45-like. Bases 1 to 906 code for a protein of 301 amino acids. The record is from RefSeq and is a predicted model, not a curated record. NCBI's taxonomy places the organism in Eukaryota, Metazoa, Mollusca, Bivalvia, Ostreida, Ostreidae. Gene Ontology annotation, molecular function: zinc ion binding; ubiquitin protein ligase activity. Gene Ontology annotation, biological process: protein monoubiquitination. The transcript has a single exon.